Sporothrix brasiliensis 5110 is the source of this 720-nucleotide messenger RNA. RefSeq lists its product as uncharacterized. The transcript has a single exon. The coding region runs from base 1 to 720 and encodes 239 amino acids. Lineage: Eukaryota; Fungi; Ascomycota; Sordariomycetes; Ophiostomatales; Ophiostomataceae. The record is from RefSeq and is a predicted model, not a curated record.
AUGGCAUUCAACAGCUUUGGCGGUGGGACUGGAGGCGGUGGCAAUCCACGGUACGGUCGCGACUCCAACGGGCCGCUCCCACCAGCCACAGGCUUUCCUACUGCCCGCCCUAUGCCAUACUACACGACCGCCAUGCCUGGAGGAUGGCCGUAUGCCCAGCCGCAAUAUAUCGGGCAUGUCCCCAUGACCUUGCCGGGUAACCAAGUGUACCUGACAGCGGCUCCGCCCAACAGCGCUCAGAUCCCCAUGAUCAAUCAACAACCCGCCCUCACUCAGGGCCAAGGCCCACAGCCCGCUCUCGACCGCAAUUUUCGCACUUGCAGCAUGCGCAACACCACCGGCGGCUUCGGCUGUGAGCCCGGCUACAACUACUUUUUCCCUGCCGAGCACACCAAGAUCCAUGUCUUGAAGACUGGCCCGACGCCGCCCUGGCAGCUGCCGCCCAACUUUGCCAUCCAGUUCCACGCCACGCACGUGCCCGUCAACACCACAGUCGCCGAGCUCAUGAAGGGCUUUGGUGCCAAGAAUCCGCUGCCAAAGAAAAACAUUAUUACCGAGGUGUGUCCUGGCGGCGGUGGCAAGUGGUACAAGGGCAUUGAGGUCAGCGGUGACAAUCUAGACAUGAUGAAGAAGCCUAUCAAGGAGCUGGGCUGGGAUGGGACACGAACGGGCCUGCGGGGGCAAAAGAAGGUUGUCUAUGUGUACGUUCAAAGAGGCUGA